Molecule: messenger RNA, 1665 nt
Organism: Heterobasidion irregulare TC 32-1
Lineage: Eukaryota; Fungi; Basidiomycota; Agaricomycetes; Russulales; Bondarzewiaceae
Exons: 2
Coding region: 1-1665 (554 amino acids)
Source: RefSeq, a predicted model, not a curated record
AUGUCGAAGGCCGCAUUCUCGCGCUUGCAACUUGCAGCAGCCCUCAUCGAAUAUGACAACGACUCCCCAGACCCCGGUACUACCUUUCGCUCUGCUCAUGACAGCGCCAUAUUCGCGCAUCUGCGCAGGCUACCGCGUCCCGCUCCUGCUCCUCGAAAGAGCGCCGACUAUCUCGGAGUGAGCAUGCCUAGCGAGGGCAGUCAGGGCGGCCGAGAGUCGGCUUUGAGUCAUGGACGCGCGAGGAGCUCAAUCGACGCGCUCAGGAAUCCGUUCGCUGCAGACGGCGCCGCGAGCGAGGACCUAGAUGAGGAAGCGAAAGCGAUGGAAGUCGAUCUCGCUUCGUGGGGACUCGACUCGUUCAUGCCCAAAGAAAAGGCGGUAAAGAAAAAGAAGGAAAAGGAGCAGCUCAAGGACCUCCCAAAUCCCCAUCCCAGCGUUCAGCAAGGCGCUUCUCGUACCUCCCGUGCGCUCAGUAUGAGCGCCGCUGACAGCUUAGGGCUCGGUGGUGCCUUUCUGGACUCGGCGCCCACUCCAGGCACCGAACAGCGCCGACGUUCUCUUGGAUCCGCUCUCGACAUGGCCGAUGAAAUGCACCCACCCAGACCGCCUUUCCGGCAGCGUCCGUCUUCCUCUCAUGGCCCUAUUGAAGCUAUCCCUAUUACUCCUCCCCUUCACGCUGUGCCCUUCCCAGCCUCCUCCGUCCGUUCCAUAUCACCCAUGCCAGAUAGUGGUACUCUGCACGAUCCCAAUUCUGAGGCACACAAGCGCACACAUUCUUCGAUGAGCUGGAAUUCUCGCGGUCUACUCAACGAUGAGCCAGAAGAGAACCCGUUCUCGCUCAGACCGCCGUCUCCCAGCCAGGCUUCCCGAUUCGACCCAAAGGCAGCGCGUGGGCGUACAACGUCCAUCGGAACUGUGGGCUCUCGAAACUUGCUCGCUGAAGACAAUCCGUUCGCUCUUCGACCGCCGUCACCCUCUCGCACAUCUCGGUUCGACCCUAAAGCGGCCGCUCACGCACGCACACUGUCCAAUGUGACAAUGGGCUCGCGGAUGCUUCUUGAUAACGACGCAGCCUCGGUCAUGAGUGGACAGCCUCUGCAGCACGCUAAGAAUAGGCCAUAUUCCACUCUCGAAUUAAUGAGGCCGAAGGUUCUCGUCAUGCCGAGCCCUCUGCAAGGUGCCGUAGCGCCCCAACCUCCCAAGGUGAGGGAGGGCUUCCAACUCUCGACCGAUGGCACCCCUCUACCUCCUGGCGCCCGCUCUUCUCGCCCGAUGUCAACAGCGCUUCUUUCUGGCAUACAUCCCCCCACCUCAGCUGUGCCGAUCGCUUCAAAUUCAUUCACGCCCAACCCCCGCGCGGACCUAUCCCUCUCGCAGCUCACUUUCCGCAACUCGCUCAUGGUCGGAGGGCAGCGGGACGUUGCAUACUCGGACAUAGACGCGCGCUUGCGCCGUGCAACAGAGGAAGGCGAACAGAUCAUCGAAGAAAUUCCCGAAGAACCUGCGCGGCCGGUCACCGUCGUCGUCGACGAGCCAGAGGUGCACGGGCGGCCCGUUGGUAAGCUGUACGGGAAGAGCCUCAUCGACGAUCUGGAAACGCGCAAGGCAAACAUGCGCAGCAAACAACGGCAAGGGCUCAUUUUUUCGUUCCCGUUCUCAUGUUAA